This is a messenger RNA of Monomorium pharaonis (pharaoh ant), 1332 nucleotides long. RefSeq lists its product as uncharacterized. The transcript is spliced from 7 exons. Bases 157 to 1242 code for a protein of 361 amino acids. The record is from RefSeq and is a predicted model, not a curated record. Lineage: Eukaryota; Metazoa; Arthropoda; Insecta; Hymenoptera; Formicidae.
GAAAUACUUGAAGCGAAGUGAAAUUGCCUCUUGCGUUGUAACGGACAUCGCUUCAGAAUGCGUGUGUCACUCAAAUUUUUUGGUUUUUUUUCCUCUUUUUCCGGAACACCUUGGUUAACGUUUAAAAUAUAAUAAUGAAAAAUAAUACUUAAACAAAUGCAUCUAACGUCUAUUGGAAAAUCUAUAGUUCUCAUUGUUGCAUUUGCUACGCAAUGCGUAUACGCCAAAUCACGGAAUGGAUACGGUUAUUUCGACGAGAAAUUCUGCGUGCUUGAGUGGAUCAUCUACCUGAAGCGACUCUCGUUAAUCGCGUUAAUGUUGUGUAGUAUCAUUUUGUAUUACGUGCCCAAGUCACGUUCAUAUGCUCGCAGAGCAUGUUGUAUCCUGAUAGAUACUAUUGCAAAUGGAUUAAAGUAUGCCUUGAAUACAAACGGAACUGAACAGGAAAAGAUAAAAGCAAAAAAUGAAAACCAUAAAAAUAGCGAUUUGAAAAUACAAGAACUAUAUCGGAAAGUAUACGAAAAAGAUGCAAGAGAUCGUGGACAAAAAUAUACUGAUACAACAAAUUUCAAUAACAGUAAUCCUAAAUCAAUAAGGCAACACAAAAGUAAAAAAUUUAGCACAAAACACACUGUCAGCAAAGAACAUGAACGUUAUUAUCAUCGAAAUAAUAAUGUAUUACCGGAAUCUAACGCAGUAAUGACGUCAACUAUGAAAUUCAAAACUUCUCAAAAGCAAAAGGACAUGAGCGAUAUUAAUACUAUUAACAUUGGUACUCAAAAAUUACACAAUAAACAAAAUUUGGAUUGUAAGCACGAGAAAGUUGUAGUUACUUCCCAAAAUAGUCAAUCAAGUAAAGAUUGCACUACAAAGAUUAUGAAUAAGCAAACGGAUCCUCAUUAUGGUAAUUUAUAUUAUUUUGAGCAUUAUAUGUUAAAUAUAACAAAAAUAUUAAUAAUACUACGUACAGAAAAAUUACUCACAAAACGAGAUACGAGAAACAAGUUGUAUGAUAAACUUCGAAAAGAAAAUUGUCAAUUUCUUCUUGAUAUAAAAAGUUUUCCUCACAAUUGUUGUAAAAAUUCAUCAGUUACAAAGGAUGGCACCAAACCAGUCUUGCUGCGAGUUGCAAACUGGUUUUUUGGUGGUUGCCCAUCAGAGGCAUCGAGACGACACCGAGAGCAGAUCGAUGAAGUCGGAAAGGAAGAAAUUUUCAAAUCCACCAAUACGUGGCUCCUCUAAACGCGAACGAAUUAUAUCUGCAGUAGUAAAAUGCUAUGCUGUCGAUAAACGCAGAGAUCUAUGUCUUUAUCUCACAGUGUAUGUACAAAU